CUCAUUCUUUAUAAAGCUGUAUUUUGCUUCUUUUCUUUUUUUGCCACUUUGCUUGAUAUAUUUAAUCUUUUAUUUUUGUUGUGCAAAAAAAGAGGCAGAAAGGGUAUGAAUAUUAGCGAACGCCCGCCCUCACCGUUACAGCGCACUACGAGUCUACCUCGAAGCACCAAGUGCAAAACAGCAUUACAAAACAUAGCGUGGUUCCGGAAACCUCGCUCAUACACAGCUCCAUUACCAUCCACACAACCUCAACCUCAACCUCGACAGCAUCAGUAUCAGCAGCAAUUGCAUUUGUUACCACAGCAUCAACAGAACCACAGCAAAAAUCAACGCGGUAUCAGCGAAUUCAUGACACAAUUGGAGCAGCAGCAUGACAGUAAUUCCAUCAUUGCUCCUGCAGGCAGCAAGCGCAUGCAGACAGAUGGUCGGCAAGCAACCACACAGAGGUCAUUGAGUCCAGGAGUUCCAACGCGCACACUGUCUCUGCGCAGGGUUCCGGAAGCCACGGACAUGGCGGCGGAGUUUCAAAACCAAAUUAUCAAUAUGGGUGCAGCCUCGAGCAUAUUGACAUUUCCCAGUCACGACAUGCCCAGUCCCAAUUCAGCUGGCCAUUCAGCUGGCUUAAUUGGCCAGAACCUUGGAAAAAUGGCAGUAGCUGCGGUGCCUUCUGGCAACGUAACAGACGGUAAAGCUGGUAAUUUACAUGCCACAACAGCGUUGGAAGUGCGCGCAGACCUGGUGAGCAAGCAGCAGAGACUCGUGAGCCAGAGACCCGUAAGCCCAGCAAUGAGUGAGGGAAGCACGGCAUCUGUAAAUGGUUCAGUUGGUGGUGGCGUUGGCGGUAAGGGGUUUGAGAAAGUGCUACAGAUGUUUCCUGAGGUUUUGUUGGAAAACCCAAAGCCGCCAAGAGAUUUUGUGUGCUCCCUGGAUCAUGCGGGUAUUCGGUGGUAUGGCCGGAUUUUUAUUGGCUCCUCGUGUAUGUGCUUUUCGGGCACUGGCAUCUCGCUUAGCAGUGGAACCAAGCGCAGCACCAGCAACGGCAACAAUACUGCUGGACCGCAGGGCAGCAGCAUUGGCGUUUUUGCGUGGAGGACGGCGCUGAAUAAUAACUCGCUGAUGUCACUGGCCAGCUCUCAGGGACCUGGGCAUCCAGUAUUUGGGUCUCUCCCGCGGCUGACCAAAGUGGCAGCAGUGCUGUCAGCGCAGAUUCCUAACACUCCGUUAUCAACGACAGAGUUUGACAGCUCAGCGGGAGGCUCGAAAAAGCCCUGGCGCCGGACGGCCAUCCGCAUUCAAUUUCGUGACAUUACUCGGGUCAGCAAGGAGCUCACUAUGGGGUUCUGGCCCAACGUCAUUACUGUGGGCACAACACACAGACAGUACAUUUUUACUAACUUUUUGCGCCGCGACCGGGCCCACCGCUGCCUAUCAGAGGCAUGGCAGAAGGUUAAGGACCAGAUAUCUGCGGAGACUCUUCGGCCAAAGUCACCGCCAAUUAGCUAUGCAUCGAGGCCGGCAGCAGCUGCGGGACCUUGGGUGACGCAGGGUGCUCGGCGGAGAAAACAGCCGAGAGCCCACAAUUUGUCAGACAGCACGGCCAUUAGCUCUGCCACCAGCACUGCAGCUAUUGCUCAAUGCGAGAGCGAGAUGACCAUAUGCGAAGGACCGACAGAGCUAUCACCCUCAUUAUCGCCUGAUUGUGCAAAAACAGCAUCGCAGUCGCACCAGGAUUCGACACUCGUGCUAGAAGAAAAAUCGAUGUUGCUAUCGGCAGGACAAUAUAAUAAGCAGAAUCAUUCCAACCCAAGUAACCCAUUGUGCAACAAGCAGCAACAGCAGCAGCAAAAACAAAAACAAAUCCAACCACAGAACCAAGAACAAGGGGCGUGUUUCGAAACGACUGCCGUCGCUACUCGGUCUGCGGGCAACAACAAUGUCGGUCUUGGCCCACCAUUUUUCUUUUUUGCAUCUCUUAUAGUGUUUUUCUUUUUCUCGUCCAUAUCGUUCUCAUAAAAAAUUUGGGCAGAGCCCGCCAAAGUUUUUGUUUCAUUUGUUUCAUUUUUAUUUAAUUUCGGAGAAU
This is a messenger RNA of Kickxella alabastrina, 2080 nucleotides long. RefSeq lists its product as uncharacterized. The coding region runs from base 106 to 2013 and encodes 635 amino acids. NCBI's taxonomy places the organism in Eukaryota, Fungi, Kickxellomycota, Kickxellomycetes, Kickxellales, Kickxellaceae. The record is from RefSeq and is a predicted model, not a curated record. The transcript has a single exon.